CAGCUAGUUACCUAUAGAUCGCCAGAUCAGAAGCGAGGGCUAGACGCCGUCGUACAAGGCGUGAGUCCUCUUAUCGUUGUUCUACCUACAGGGGGAGGCAAAACACUUCUACCUUUUACAGCUGCUAUCCUUGAUCGUAGCCAGCAGAUAGAUCGGCUAAGCGUAACGAUUCUUGUCGUCCCAUUUCGAGCUUUAAUUGAGGAUAUGCUCGUACGGCUUGCACAAGCAAAUAUCCAAGCUAUUGAGUGGCAGCCAGGCGAGAUAGGCGAGCUGCAGCGUCGUAGUCGACUGGCUAGCGUAGUGGUUGUAAGUGCUGAC
Bipolaris sorokiniana ND90Pr is the source of this 318-nucleotide messenger RNA. RefSeq lists its product as uncharacterized. The annotation marks the transcript as partial. The record is from RefSeq and is a predicted model, not a curated record. NCBI's taxonomy places the organism in Eukaryota, Fungi, Ascomycota, Dothideomycetes, Pleosporales, Pleosporaceae. The transcript has a single exon. Gene Ontology annotation, molecular function: nucleic acid binding; ATP binding.